AUGAUGCGCACCGCCGUCACCAAGCUCGCCCGCCCGGCGCUUUUCUCCCGCUCCUUCACCACCACCGCCCGUGUCAUGGCGGAGGGUGACGUUGGUGCUCCUCCCAAGACUGGCGGCCCGGGCGACGCCUUCCAAAGACGCGAGCGCGCCAGCGAGGACUACGCCAUCCGCCAGCGCGAGAAGGAGAAGCUCCUAGAACUCCGCAAGAAGCUGGCCGAGCAGCAGGCUCACCUGAAGUCGCUGUCCGACCACAUCGACGAGAUCACCCGCGAGCAGGGCGGCGAGCAGAACUAA
Dichotomopilus funicola is the source of this 294-nucleotide messenger RNA. RefSeq names its product mitochondrial ATPase inhibitor, IATP-domain-containing protein. The coding region runs from base 1 to 294 and encodes 97 amino acids. The transcript is spliced from 3 exons. Gene Ontology annotation, cellular component: mitochondrion. NCBI's taxonomy places the organism in Eukaryota, Fungi, Ascomycota, Sordariomycetes, Sordariales, Chaetomiaceae. Gene Ontology annotation, molecular function: ATPase inhibitor activity. Gene Ontology annotation, biological process: negative regulation of ATP-dependent activity. The record is from RefSeq and is a predicted model, not a curated record.